CAGGCCGUACAAGAUGCCUAUUGCCACGAGAUUGCUCUUGCUGGUUGCCCUGGGGAACAUGGCAGUCUCCUUCAGCCUCCCAGUGUUGCAAGAGGAACCAUCAGGUGGGAAAUUAGUUGCUGUUCCUCACGGAGCCAGUAUUCCGGAAGGUGCAACGUCAGUGCCAGAAGGACUCAGAAUGCCAGCUCAUGUUGUCGCAGAUGCAACACAGAGAGCAAGGCUGAGCGGCAAGGCAGUGGCAGUUGAUAUCCCCAAGUCAGCCAUACAGGGAGCGAGCAGUUUCUCAGACACGCUGGCUCGCAAGACCAGCCACAGGCAGAGGAUGACUACCAUGCGGGACAGCCAGAUCGGGGACGGGGCUGACCAGAUCUCGGGUGAUGGAGCGACGGCAAAACGACAGCCCGUGGAUGAGGUCUCACGACUCAUCUCGAUGCUCCCGUAUGCGUUCGGGAUGGUUGCAGUUGCUGUUGUGCUUGUACUAUGCUUGAUCGGAAGGAUUUCCAAGUACGUGUCCUCAGAGAACUCAUCGUAUUUCGCCAAGGAUGGUUCUCAGGCACAGCACAAGUCUGUGCCCAAGGGUGUGGGAGGGAUGGGGAGAGUGGGCUUCCGAAGGUACUAGACAAGUCUUGUUGCAAUUCUUAUUAUCGAAACAAAGGGAGAUUGUAAAUAAACGUCUUGCUACUCGC
This is a messenger RNA of Guillardia theta CCMP2712, 686 nucleotides long. RefSeq lists its product as hypothetical. NCBI's taxonomy places the organism in Eukaryota, Cryptophyceae, Pyrenomonadales, Geminigeraceae. The coding region runs from base 14 to 619 and encodes 201 amino acids. The transcript is spliced from 7 exons. The record is from RefSeq and is a predicted model, not a curated record.